Molecule: messenger RNA, 1695 nt
Organism: Clavispora lusitaniae ATCC 42720
Lineage: Eukaryota; Fungi; Ascomycota; Pichiomycetes; Serinales; Metschnikowiaceae
Product: Amino acid permease family protein
Biological process (GO): amino acid transmembrane transport
Cellular component (GO): membrane
Molecular function (GO): amino acid transmembrane transporter activity
Source: RefSeq, a predicted model, not a curated record
AUGACCGAGAAGCAUCGCAAAGGCACACAUGCCAAUAAUGUCAACGACAUUGAACCAAUUGUUUCCGAAAUCAAAAUAUAUGCCUCCGACAACACCUCUGACGCCGGUCCUCCACUUAAAGGAUGGGCUAAAUUUGUCGACUCAUUCAGAGAGGGCCAUGGCCAACACUUGAAGGAAAAAAACUUGAAGAUGUCCCACUUGAUGGUGAUUGCUCUAAGCAGUGGUUUGGGUACCGGUCUUUUAGUUGGUUCUGCUGCCAAGUUGAGACUUGGUGGUCCUCUCGCUGUUUUGCUCGCCUACGCCAUUGUUGGUGCCAUGUGUAUUUGCACCAUGAACUCUGUAGGAGAGCUUACAGUGGCAUACACGGAAAUGGAGGGUGGUUUCAACGAAUUCUACAGAAUGUUUUUGGAUGAUUCCAUUGCUUUUGCCUUGGGUUGGAACUAUUGGUUUGAGUGGGUAACCACCAUUUCUUUAGAGUUGGUGACUGCCUCGAUGACCAUUAAAUACUGGAACACCUCCAUCAACUCGGAUGUGUUUGUGGUGAUUUUCUUCCUUGUCAUUUGUUUCAUCAACUUGUUCGGUGUUCGUGGUUACGGUGAGGCGGAAUUUUUCAUGAACUCGCUCAAGCUCACAAUGUUGACUGGUUUCUUCAUUAUGGGUUUGUGCAUUGAUUUCGGCGCUACCAAAAGCGGAUACAUUGGAGGUAAAUACUGGAGACACCCUGGUGCUUGGGUAUCGUUCAAAGGUUUCGUUAAGGGUUUCUCCACUGCCUCUUUCUCCAUGGGUGGUACUGAAUUUUUGGCCUUGUCUGUCUCUGAAGUGCGCAACCCUAGAGCAGCUUUGCCCACUGCCAUUAGACUUGUUUUCCUUCGUAUUGUUUUCUUUUACUUGGGUUCCUUGGUUAUUGUUGGCUUGCUUGUGCCAUAUGACUCGGACCGUCUUUUGGGUUCUGGUUCUGUCAGUGCCUCUCCAUAUGUGUUGGCGGCCGAUCUUCAUGGGGUCAAGGUUGUGCCUCACAUUGUCAAUGCGGUGAUUUUGAACUCGGUCACUUCUGUGGCUACUGCUGCCAUGUACUCGUCUUCGAGAUUGUUGCGUUCUCUUGCCGAACAAGGUUAUGCUCCUCGCUUCUUUAACUACACUGAUAAAGCUGGCCGUCCUCUCAGAGCUUGGAUUGUUUCUAUUCUUGCGCUGUGUUUUGCAUUCAUCGCCACCUACGAAAAGCAAGAUGUGGUUUUCAACUGGCUUUUGUCCAUUGUUGCCUUGUCCAUUGUGUUUAUCUGGCCUGCCCUUUGCAUCUGUCACUUGAGAUGGAGAGCCGCUUUGGCUUACAACAAUGUCUCUUUGGACACUUUGGGUUUUGUCUCAUACACUGGUGUUUUGGGUUCAUGGUACUCCAUUAUUGUCAACGGUUUGAUUUUGAUUGGUCAGUUCUGGGUGGCUUUAUUCCCUGAUGGAGAUGCUAGUGUUAACAACUUUUUCCAGAACUACGCCUGUGUGCCCUUCCUUAUCGUUUGUUACCUUGGCCACAAGAUUUACGUGGGCAACUGGAAGAAGUACUGGCUUCGUGUAGAUGAGAUUGAUAUUUUCACGGGGAGAACGAUAUACGACCCGGAAAUUAUGAAAUUAGAGAAGGAGGAGGCUAAGCAGAAAUAUGCUGCGGCCCCAUGGUGGAAGAAGGCUUAUCUUUGGAUCUAG